Molecule: messenger RNA, 2227 nt
Organism: Salvia splendens (bonfire salvia)
Lineage: Eukaryota; Viridiplantae; Streptophyta; Magnoliopsida; Lamiales; Lamiaceae
Exons: 3
Coding region: 268-1929 (553 amino acids)
Molecular function (GO): protein binding
Source: RefSeq, a predicted model, not a curated record
AGGUUUCUCACUCUAAAAGUUGGGAGAGAGAAUCUGGACGCCAGCGAUGAAGGAGAGAGAUCAAAGCUUCCUCAGGUCAAAGCUGGCAUCUCUUGUUUAAAGCCCUACUUCUCCUCCCCUCUCCUCUUCACUCCUCUCUCUCUCCCCCAAUCCCUCUCUCUGAUUCAAAUCGCCUCUCCUCGCCGUGAGAGGGAAGAUUUCCGGAUUGGAAUUUGAUAGUACUAUGUUUUUCAACCACAUUUGAAGGAGGAGAUAGAGUAGUUUUUAAUGGUUGAUUACUGCAAUCCAUCUAUGGCUGUCGCGUCUCCGUCUUUCGCCGGCGGAGAGAGGAAACACUGGUGGCUCACCAACAAAAAGAUUGUGGAUAGAUACGUGAGGGAAGCCAGAAUGUUGAUUGCGACGCAGGAGCAGAGCGAGAUUACGGCGGCGUUGGGGCUCCUGGAGGCGGCGCUGGCGUUGGCGCCGCGCAUGGAGGUUGCGCUGGAGCUGAAGGCGCGGUGUUUUCUGCACCUCCGGUGGUUCAAGGAGGUGGCGGAUAUGCUGCAGGAUUAUAUCCCGAGCUUGAAAACGGUCGCCUCUGACGAUUCGUCGUCGAGCGCAUCGUCGGACAACUCGUCGACUCAGCUAUCGAGAGAGCGAGUCAAGCUCCUCUCCUCCAGCGGCGACUCACUGAGUGAGGACGAGGCGGCUUUCAAGUGUUUCUCCGUGUCUGAUUUGAAGAAGAAGGUGAUGGCUGGGCUCUGUAAAAACGUCGAGAAGGAAGGGCAAUGGAGGUACUCGAUAUUGGGGCAAGCCUGCUGCCACCUCGGUUUAAUGGAGGAGGCGAUGGUGCUCCUCCAGACCGGAAAGCGAAUCGCCACCGCUGCAUUCCGCCGCGAGAGCAUCUCCCUCUCGGACGACAUCUUCUCCUUUAACAAGUUCCCGCGCUCCGGCGAGAUUCUUGUCAGCAACCAGCCCCAGACUCCGCUGAAGACCGAGUCCGAGAGCAUUUCCCACCUCCUCUGCCACAUCAAGCUCCUCAUCCGCCGCAAGACCGCCGCGAUCGCCGCCCUCGACGCCGGACUCUAUGCCGAGGCCAUCCGCCACUUCUCCAAGAUCCUCGAUGGCCGCCGUGGCGCACCCCAGGGGUUCCUAUCUGAGUGCUACGUCCACCGUGCUACCGCCUUCCACUCAGCUGGAAGGAUCGCGGAGGCGAUCGCGGACUGCAAUCGCGCCCUCGCCCUUGACACCUCGUGUAUCGACGCCCUCACCAUUAGAGCUGGCCUUUUCGAGACCAUCCGAUGCUUGCCGGACAGCCUCCAUGAUUUGGAGCAUUUGAAACUGCUCUGCAACUCAAUUCUUCGAGAUAGGAAACUGCCCGGCCCCAUCUGGAAGCGGCACAGCGUUCAAUACAGAGAGAUUCCCGGCAAAUUGUGCUCUUUAGCAACCAAAAUUCAGCAGCUGAAGCAGAGGGUUGCCGCUGGAGAAACUGGGAAUGUAGAUUACUACGCAUUGAUCGGAUUGAGAAGAGGGUGUUCGAGGUCAGAGCUUGAAAGAGCUCAUCUCCUGCUCACGCUUAAACACAAGCCAGAUAAAUCGUCGAGUUUCAUCGAGAGGUGCGAGUUUGCAGAUGAGAAAGAUAUCGAUUCUGUCCGUGAUCGGGCAAAAAUGUCGUCCUUGUUGCUGUAUAGGUUGGUGCAGAGGGGAUACACUAGUGUAAUGUCGACAAUUUUGGAUGAAGAGGCGGCUGAGAAGCAGAGGAAGAAGGUCGUAGCCGUUCAGCAGCCUCCGCCAAUGCCGGUGGCAGAGGAGAGCAAGGCCAUCAAAACUCCACCACCUUCAGUUUAUCAAGGCGUUUUCUGCAGGGAUAUUGCGGUUGUCGGUAAUCUGCUGGCGCAGGCUGGUUUCAACCGUCCGAUUCCGGUGAAAUACGAAGCUUUGAGCUGUUGAUUUAAGUGAUAAUAAAAAAAAGGGGGGGGGGAGUUGAAUAAUGUUGGUGGUUUUGAAAUGUUAAUAGACCGGCGGGAGAAUCAGAUUCUGGUGGCAAUGUACAAAUUGUUAAACCUAUAGUACUACCCUCCCAGGAUAAAAAUUUUGUUACUUUUAUUUAUGCUAUCUCUGUGUAUGUACAGAUUGAAUUUCAAUAUUCCAGUAGUUUGGAAAAAGGCAUUGUCGUAAUUUGAGAUGAUAGGUUGGCAAUUAAUGAAAUGCAUAUGCAAUAGGAGAAGUGAGAGUAUUGUUGCCUUUA